UCCCCUUCCGACAGCGCCGCGGACGCCUGGGCAGCCACGGCGGCGGGGCCGCGGCAGGCGCCGGCUCAGCCCGCCCAUUUCUCCCGCCGCCUCCCCGCCCCGCCCCGCCCCGCCCCGCCCCGCCCCGCGCCGCGCCGGCGGCUGUCAGCUCCCUCAGCGCCCGGCCAAGGCGCGGUGUAUGCUGAGCCGCUGCCACAGCCGGCUGCUGCACGUCCUGGGCCUUAGCUUCCUGCUGCAGACCCGCCGGCCGAUUCUCCUCUGCCCUCCACGUCUCAUGAAGCCGCUGGUCGUGUUCGUCCUCGGCGGCCCCGGCGCCGGCAAGGGGACCCAGUGCGCCCGCAUCGUCGAGAAAUAUGGCUACACACACCUUUCUGCAGGAGAGCUGCUUCGUGAUGAAAGGAAGAACCCAGAUUCACAGUAUGGUGAACUUAUUGAAAAGUACAUUAAAGAAGGAAAGAUUGUACCAGUUGAGAUAACCAUCAGUUUAUUAAAGAGGGAAAUGGAUCAGACAAUGGCUGCCAAUGCUCAGAAGAAUAAAUUCUUGAUUGAUGGGUUUCCAAGAAAUCAAGACAACCUUCAAGGUUGGAACAAGACCAUGGAUGGGAAGGCAGAUGUAUCUUUCGUUCUGUUUUUUGACUGUAAUAAUGAGAUCUGUAUUGAACGAUGUCUUGAGAGGGGAAAGAGUAGUGGUAGGAGUGAUGACAACAGAGAGAGCUUGGAAAAGAGAAUUCAGACCUACCUUCAGUCAACAAAGCCAAUUAUUGACUUAUAUGAAGAAAUGGGGAAAGUCAAGAAAAUAGAUGCUUCUAAAUCUGUUGAUGAAGUUUUUGAUGAAGUUGUGCAGAUUUUCGACAAGGAAGGCUAAUUCUAAACCUGAAAGCAUCCUUGAAAUCAUGCUUGAAUAUUGCUUUGAUAGCUGCUAUCAUGACCCCUUUUUAAGGCAAUUUUAAUCUUUCAUAACUACACCUCAAUUAGUGGCUGGAAAGUACAUGGUAAAACAAAGUAAAUUUUUUAUGUUCUUUUUUUUGGUCACAGGAGUAGACAGUGAAUUCAGGUUUAACUUCAUCUUAGUUAUGGUGCUCACUAAACAAAGAAGGGUAUCAGCUAGUUUUUUUUAAAUUCAAAAAGAAUAUCCCUUUUAUAGUUUGUGCCUUCUGUGAGCAAAACUUUUUAGUAUGCGUAUAUAUCCCUCUAGUAAUCACAACAUUUUAGUAGGGAUACCCGCUUCCUCUUUUUCUUGCAAGUUUUAAAUUUCCAACCUUAAGUGAAUUUGUGGACCAAAUUUCAAAGGAACUUUUUGUGUAGUCAGUUCUUGCACAAUGUGUUUGGUAAACAAACUCAAAAUGGAUUCUUAGCAGCAUUUUAGUGUUUAUCAAAUAACUGACCAUUUGCUAUAGAAAGAUGAGAAAACUUAAGCUUUGUUUUACUACAACUUGUACAAAGUUGUAUGACAGGGCAUAUUCUUUGCUUCCAAGAUUUGGGUUGGGGGCACUAGGGGUUCAGAGCCUGGCAGAAUUGUCAGUUUUAGUCUGACAUAAUCUAAGGGUAUGGGGCAAGGAUCACAUCUAAUGCUUGUGUUCCUGAUACUCUGUUAUAUAGUGUUAUUCAUGAUUCAGCUGAUCUUAACAAAAUUCCUACCAGUGGAACCUUGAAAUGCAUGUGGCUAGAUUUAUGCUAAAAUGAUUCAGUUAGCAUUUUAGUAACACUUCAAAGGUUUUUUUUGUUUGUUUUCUAGACUUAAUAAACGGUUAGGAUUAAUUAGAAGAAGCAAUCUAGUUAAAUUUCCCAUUUGUAUUUUAUUUUCUUGAAUACUUUUUUCAUAGUUAUUUGUUUAAAAAGAUUUAAAAAUCAUUGCACUUUGGUCAGAAAAAUAAUAAAUAUAUCUUAUAAAUGUUUGAUUCCCUUCCUUGCUAUUUUUAUUCAGUAGAUUUUUGUUUGGCAUCAUGUUGAAGCACCGAAAGAUAAAUGAUUUUUAAAAGGCUAUAGAGUCCAAAGGAAUAUUCUUUUACAUCAAUUCUUCCUUUAAAAAUCUCUGAGAAAUUUGUUUUCACCUUACUUUUUUUUCCUCUGUCACAAUGCUAAGUGGUAUCCAAGGUUCUUAAUAUGAGAUUUAAAAUCUUAAAAUGUUUCUUAUUUUCUGCACUUACAUCAUUUGGUACACAGGGUCAAAUAGGGCAAAUAAUUUUGUCUUCGUAUAAUUAGAUUUGAUAUUUAAAGUCACUGGAAAUAGUGAGGACAAGUUAAUGGAUGUUUUUAUAUUUUAAUAGAAUCAUUUAUUUCUAUGUGUUAUGAAAUUCACUUAAUGAUAGUUUUUUCAACAUACUUGCCAUUAGAAAACAAAGUAUUGCUAAGUACUAUAACAUAUUGGCCGCUAAAAUUCAUAUUGAGAUUAUCAUCUUGGUUUCUUGGAAGAGAUAGGAAUGAGUUCUUAUCUAGUGUUGCAGGCUAGCAGAUACAGAGGUGGUUUAAUCAAACAGCUCUAGUAUGAAGCAAGAGUAAAGACUAAGGUUUUGAGAGCACUCCUACUCACAUAAGUGAGGAAAUCUGUCAGAUAGGAAUCUAAAUAUUUAUAGUGAGAUUGUGAAAGCAACCUUAAAGUUUUGAAGAAGACUGAUGAGUCUAGGUGCUUUGCUUCCUUUCAUCAGAUAUCUUUCUGUGGCAUUUGAGAACAGAAACCAAGAAACAUGGUAAUUACUAAAUUAUGAGGCUUUGCUUUUUGUUUGCUUUUAAGUAGAAAAACAUGUUGGCAACAUUGAGUUUUGGAGUUGAUUGAGAUAAUCUGACUUAACUAGUUUUGUCAUUCCAUUUGUUAAAGAUACAGUCACCAAGAAUUUUUUGAGUUUUUUGAAAGACCCCAAUUUAAGCCUUGCUUAUUUUUAAAAAUUAAGUUAUUUCCAUUCAGUGAUGUUGGAUGUAUAUGAAUUAUUUAGUAAAUAAUCUCAAUAAAUUUUGUGCUGUGGCCUUUGCUA
Molecule: messenger RNA, 2969 nt
Organism: Symphalangus syndactylus (siamang)
Lineage: Eukaryota; Metazoa; Chordata; Mammalia; Primates; Hylobatidae
Gene: CMPK1
Product: cytidine/uridine monophosphate kinase 1
Biological process (GO): pyrimidine nucleotide biosynthetic process; 'de novo' pyrimidine nucleobase biosynthetic process
Molecular function (GO): ATP binding
Source: RefSeq, a predicted model, not a curated record